AGGAGAGGCUGGGCUGCCCAGAGGCGCUACCGUGGUACGCCAUCGACGCGACACCUCCCCAAGAGCACUAUGGCCCGGACGCUCGCCCUCCUCGCAGCGCCUCUGGCAGCCAGGGCCGCAAGCUGCCCCGCGGGCCCCGACGAGGCGCCGCGGACGGCGCUCACUGUCUCAUUCCCGCGGCACAGCUGCGAAACGGUGCGGAACGAAUUCAAGGCGCGCAUGGCGAUGGACCCCUCCUACCGCGUGACGGCCGAGGCGAGCGAUUCGCUCGCGGCGGCGCGGACCACGGACGCGACGCACGAUUUGUUCGCGUUCUCCUACGACGCCACGGUCCAGGACCAGCGCCAGGGGAGUCCCAAGGCGCGCGUCGCGGGCUGCGUGGUGAGCGCCUGCGGCGUCAAACUGAACUCGGGCGACGAGGAAGGCGAGCUCUACUGCGGCAUGCGCGACCUCUACUGCGGCGCGCGCGAGGACUGCGUCGCGCUUUUGGACUUCGGCGACUAUUUCGAGAGAAUAACGGAGCGAUCGCGAUCGCGCACCGACGCCGGGCGCUGCGUCGGCGGCGCGCAGCCGGCCUUCGACGGCUCGGUCCACCGGUACAACGACCAGCGCGGGGUCUCGGGCAACUACGGCCGGACAAUGCGAGAUCCGCAUUAUGGUACGCCUCAAUGGCAGAAGGAGUUCUGGGCGCCGAACACCGCGACGAUUCCAAACGGGGCGGACCCGAUCCGGAACCCGUACCCGUAUGCCAACGCUCCGCCGAACCCCGAGUAAGUCGUGUUGUUUUGU
Pelagomonas calceolata is the source of this 789-nucleotide messenger RNA. NCBI's taxonomy places the organism in Eukaryota, Pelagophyceae, Pelagomonadales, Pelagomonadaceae. The record is from the annotation of a GenBank genome assembly.